AAUACAGGACACGGGGUCUGAGAGAUAAACACAGAGAUACUGCAGAUAAAUACAGAUAUUUUAAAACUAGCUCAUGCAGCAGCGCUGUGAGAUGCAGGAGACGUGAGUACACAGAUAUACCAUUAAACCACUAGCAGUUUUUAGCUUAAUUUAAUUUAGAAAUGCUUAAAAACAAUAACAGAGCAACAGUAGGGUAACAGAACGUAGCCUGUGUGUGACCUAGGUUUAAUAAACUGAAUGUCAAUGAGGAUCACACACAUUCAUACCAAUUACUGCUGUGUAUUAAUAAAUGUAUAUUGACAAAUAAUUAAAUUACCGUACCAACCUAGCUAGCAAACUGAAAAUAUUGAUUUAAUUAGAAUAUAAUAAGAAUAGCAUAUAUAGUUAUAGGUUUUAAAAGCUUAUAAGUAAGUUUUUUUCCCCCACUAGAAUGGAGUCCACAUCCACAGGGUCUUGUCCCAUUGCCCAUCUCCCAUCCAUGUUUCCUUUAAAGCAAGCUUUAAAGAGAGCUGCUUGGGUCAAUUUCCCCUAUUUUUUUUAAUUCCACAAUAUAAAUAUUUCAAUAUAACAACGAGAAUCAGUAGAUUAUAAUAGAAUACAAGCUACAUUACCCUGAUUUUCGACUUUCCACACGACAUUUGAACACUGUGGUAUUUGUUAAGCUUUAAAAUACUAAAAGAAGUAUUUUUAAACUUCUCUACAGCAAUAAAAAAAACAAAUACUGGACUAAGAAAAGGUGUAAUUUAAUAUAUAAAUAGUUAGCUAUCUAAUACAUCUCUUUUUUGGUUCCUCUGCAAUUGAUAUGUAUUUUCUUCAAUUAAUCGAAUGACUCGCUUAGUUCAAAAGAGUCGGUUCGUUAAACUGAAUCGAGCUCUGCAGUAUCAUUAGUUAUUCCUGACGUGUCCUCAGCUCGCGGUUCCGCUGCGCCCCCUGCCGGCUCGCCGCGCUGCUCCCCCUCCGUUAAGCAUGUCGCGAGCCGGCCGCAGGUACAGACCCGUGCCCGGUCCCGGGGGGUCCGGGUGUUCGGUGCGGGCCGGGUCCCGCAGAGCGCUGCUGGGGUGUCUGGGCUGCGCGCUCGCGGUGGCGCUGAUGCUCGGACUGUACCUGUCCGCAGAACCGAGCGGUACCAGCCCGAAACACAGCCCACCGGACCCGCUGCAGGACAAGUUUUCCCACAAGCCCAGGAAGUGCUCCCUGGCACAGGUGCGUAAGCUGGCGGCUCAGGUGGACGGACCUCGUCUGUGGGAGACUCACCUGAGACCCAUGCUGAUAGAAAGGGUUCCAGGUACUUCAGGAAGCCAAACUGUUCGACAGCACAUCCUGUCUCAGCUGAGGGCGCUCUCUGCUGGUUGGACGGUGGAGGAAGACUCGUUCCAGUCCUCCACUCCUAAAGGUCCGGUGAGCUUCAGUAACGUCCUGGCGGUUCUGGACCCCUCUGCCCCCCGCCGGCUGCUGCUGGCCUGCCACCACGACUCCAAAAUCUUCCCCCGAGACCCAAAACAGCCCCAGCGCGGGUUCAUCGGGGCCAGCGACUCCGCCGUGCCUUGCGCCAUGAUGCUGGAGCUCGCCUCCGCGCUGGACACCGAGCUAAAGGCCUUAAAACAGCAGAAGUCAGUGGUGACGCUGCAGCUGGUGUUUUUUGAUGGAGAGGAGGCGUUUGAGGAAUGGACGGAUACGGACUCUCUGUAUGGCUCGCGGCAUCUGGCUGAACUCAUGGCACACACACCCCAUCCUCCGGGCUCCACACACACCACGUUGCUGCAGGCCAUGGAUUUGUUUGUAUUACUGGAUUUACUCGGAGGUCCGGAGCCGCUAAUCGUCAGUCACUUUGAUAAUACUGUCCGAUGGUUUGAUCGACUCAUUGCUGCAGAGACGAGGCUACACCGGCAGGGCCUGCUGUCCUCCCACCCCUCAGAGCAGAGCUACUUCAGGAAGGACUUCUACCUGGGCCCAGUGCAGGACGACCACAUCCCCUUCCUGCAGCGGGGCGUCUCAAUUCUCCAUCUGAUCCCCACACCGUUCCCAUCGUUCUGGCACACUAUGCAGGACACCGAGGAGAACAUGCACCGCCCCACAGUGGAGAACCUCACCAAAAUCCUGGCCAUCUUCCUGGCUGAGUACCUGCACCUCUGAGUAACUCCAGAUACUCCAGCUACCUCCCAGAUACUUCAGUUCUCACACUAUAUACACACACACACACACUCAUUAAUCUGCUGAAACAGAGCCAUAGGUCAUACUGGCCAUCAGCCACCUGCCCUGGCAGCUCCUGGACCUGUGAUUCAGCCUGUAAUUCCUCUGGAUCUGAGGAAGACCUCUGCUCCUCACACUCACAGCCUAAGACUGUAAAGACUGUAAGGACUGUACACGCUGUCCUGUGGAUUGCUGUCUCGCUGUAGAAGUCCUGUAAGUAUUUAACUGCGUGUGAUCUAGUGCUCUAGUGAACAGGCAGAUUCAAUUAAACAGUAUAGUAUGUCA
Molecule: messenger RNA, 2475 nt
Organism: Astyanax mexicanus (Mexican tetra)
Lineage: Eukaryota; Metazoa; Chordata; Actinopteri; Characiformes; Acestrorhamphidae
Gene: qpctla
Product: glutaminyl-peptide cyclotransferase-like a
Exons: 7
Coding region: 967-2133 (388 amino acids)
Molecular function (GO): glutaminyl-peptide cyclotransferase activity; zinc ion binding
Source: RefSeq, a predicted model, not a curated record